UUCAUCUUUGAAUCUCUUAAUCUAACAAAUUUUAGCAUCCAUACACAAAAAAAAAAAGAAAAAAAUCACCAAAAAAACUCAUAACAAAUAUAUUAUAUUCUUUCCAUAUUAUUUUCAUAAAUUCAAAAUUCUAAAUCAUAUUUUCAAGAGGAGAUCAUAAUUCCAAAAGAAGCCAUAAUCAGAGUUUGAAGAUAUUAUAAAACGAGAAAUUACGAUCUUAAAGAAGAUUGCGAUCAGUGAGACCAUCAGCCUAAGAAUUUUACAACAAUGAUUACAAAAGAUCAAAAACAGCUCAUGGGGUUUUUAAUACCAGUAAAAUUUUUACAUACAAACAUAAAUCUCCUCAAAUUAUGUUGUUAUUCAUUCAUAUUAUCCGCCUUUAUUAUUAUUUUUGGAUUUUCAAAUAGAAUUUCCAGUACUAUUACGGUCCAAAUCCAGCAAAAACAAAACAGGGCAAGCAUAAUUUCAUCUUAUGAUUAUGGUGGGAUUAUGAGGGAUGAAGUUUUAAUGAGUAGAGUAUUAGAUAAUAAUGCUCCAAGAAGUAUGGAAAUUGAUAAGCCAAAAAUAGCAUUUUUGUUUUUAGUGAAAAGGACAAUACCGUUGGGUCCAUUGUGGGAGAAGUUCUUUAAAGGACAUGAAGGGUAUUACUCCAUUUAUGUGCAUUCUGAUCCCAGUUUCAAUUCUUCAUCUAAAGCUGAAGGUGGCGUGUUUCAUGGGCGUAGGAUUCCUAGUAAGAAAGUGGAAUGGGGAAGAUUCAGCAUGAUGGAAGCAGAACUACGAUUACUAGCAAAUGCACUCCAAGACAAAUCAAACCAACGCUUCAUCCUUCUAUCAGAAUCCUGCAUUCCUCUCUUCAACUUCACCACCAUUUACUCAUACCUAAUCAACUCAACCCAAACCCACAUCGAAUCCUACGAUAAACCCGGCCCGGUAGCACGAGGCCGCUACAAACCCAAACUAAUGGGCCCCACAAUCACGAUCCGAGAUUGGCGAAAAGGAUCGCAGUGGUUCGAAAUCAAUCGAAAACUUAGCGAAGAAAUUUUAUCGGAUCGCCGUCAUUUCUUGCUGUUCAAGAAUUCAUGUAAAAAGUAUGCGUGUUGUGCCGAUGAACAUUACUUGGCUACUUGGAUGAACAUGAAUUCGAAAGGGAGAAACUCGAAUCGGAGUUUAACUUGGGUUGAUUGGAGUAAGGGUGGAUGUCACCCUGCUAAAUAUGGGAGUAAUGAUAUUAGCGUUCGUUUUUUGAGGAGGUUACAAAAUGGGGACAAUUGUAAACAUAAUGGGAUAAUUGGGAAGAAUACUACUAAUAUUUGUUUCUUAUUUGCUAGGAAGUUUAUGCCUAAUACACUUACUAGGUUACUAAAACUUUCACCCCAAGUUAUGGGUUUUUGAUAAUUAUUCAGAUUUUUUAUAUUUUAUUUUUUGAUUUGUGUAAUUAUUAUGUAAUGUAAGUAUAAAAUCUAGCUGAAAUUCGGCUUUUGUUUAUGUUAGAUAGUAAAAAAUCAACUUUUCUUCUCGUUUUGCUUUACUUGUUCUCCUCUAGAAGCAUGUUUGUCAGUUUUCUCUUUCAUCUGUACCGAUUUUUUUGUGAUAAUACAUAUUCAUAUGGACUAUUUGCCAACCUUUCUUUGUGCUUCGUUUUAAUGUGUUAGUAUGGUUACAAUUUGCAAGUCAAUGUCCAUUUCAUAAUUAAGAGAAAAGAUAUGAUAGCAUACCACGACGUGUUAUAUGGGAUAGCCUUAAGGCUAGAGGUAUUUCCCCACUGUACAUUGAGGCUAUACGGGAUAUGUAUGACAGAGUUUCGACUAACAUUCAAACACCGGUGGGGAGAACAAAAUCUUUUCCGGUUAAAGUUGGACUACAUCAGGGAUCGACUCUAAGCUCUUUCAUUUAUACUGUCAUUAUGGAAGAGAUUUUAAAAUCUAUUUAGGAGGCGGUACCGUGGUGCAUACUAUUCGCUGAUGACAAGCUGGUAGCA
Messenger RNA from Amaranthus tricolor (Joseph's coat), 1978 nucleotides. Its product is annotated as glycosyltransferase BC10-like. Gene Ontology annotation, cellular component: membrane. Bases 268 to 1392 code for a protein of 374 amino acids. The record is from RefSeq and is a predicted model, not a curated record. Gene Ontology annotation, molecular function: glycosyltransferase activity. NCBI's taxonomy places the organism in Eukaryota, Viridiplantae, Streptophyta, Magnoliopsida, Caryophyllales, Amaranthaceae. The transcript has 2 exons.